GCGUCUCAAACCGUACCGUAUCAUACGUUCUAUCCACGAUCUGUCGACACCACUCCACUUGCAUCAUCCUCCUUUCAUGUCGUUGUCGUCGUCAUCACCUCCUGCACGCCCGAGUAGUCCGGUAUCCGUUCCGCACCGAAACGACGCCACGUCCGAAUGCGAGCCAACACGGGGAGAAGAACACGUACAAGCCGUGGUGCAGAAAUUAAUCCACGUGGUGACGACACAGUGUCAACCGCAGGGUCGCUUUUGGGUCACGUCUGCUACCACUACAGAAGUAGCAGCAACAAUAACACCCUCAGUAUCAACAGCCACAACACCCAGUCUCGAGACAGUGUCUCCGCCAGCGGCAGUCCCCACAAUAUCCACGGAACCUCUCUGGACCGAGUUGGAUCCAUUAUCGGUCCAACAAUUCGUUCGGGAUUCCCUGCUCGCGUCCGAUUCGGUCCGUCCCGUCGGGAUCGCGGCGGUACCGUCCCCCAAGGCCACGUCUGGAUCGCCACUGUUCCACAUCAACCACAACAAUGAAGACAACGACGACGACGAUGAUAACACCAAGAAACGGGGACGCCGACCUUCGUUAUUGCGUCGCAGCGUGUCCGAAACCAUGACCCCCGCGUUGGAUUCCAAAAAGAAAUCCACCCGCACCGAUGCCCGACGCUCCUUUCGAAAGUCCCCAGCGGUGUCGGCGGAAUACGACCACCUCGACAACGGUGCAGAACACGACCACGUCCACGACCAUGACGCGGAUACCACCCGACGUCUCCCGUCCGCGGCUCCUCUCCACCGGCGGUGCCGGUCGGCAGGACCAGUCACUCCCACGACACACGUCGGGAGGAUGCGUCGACGACCAUUGGUACGGGUCCGCAAUCCACUCGACGUUGUCUUUGUUACCGAUGGCACAUCACUCGUGACCAAUCACACCGGCAACAAUCGGAUACGCGUCCUCGUCGAUAUCAAACGAACCAUGUACAACAAUUCCACGGAAACAGAGCGCAGCAAAAUGGUCACGGACUUGAUCCAAGUCGUGACCACGCAUUGGCGAGGACGAUUCUUACAACAAUAUGUAGGAGAUAUAGACAACCAAGAUGCGAAUCGUCAAUCACCCGGGUCGGAAUACGAAGUGUUGGACCCACACGAUGCCCAACAAUCGCAAGGCCUCUGGGCCGGUCCGCGAUCCUCCUCCCUGGACGACGAUGCGUCUUCGGUGACGACCAAUAGGAGCACGGUGACUUCGAGUACGAUUGCGACCACGGCUACGGCGGCGGAAAAACGAGUGUCGGAAGUGAAACAAGAGGCCGUCGCUGCGAUACACCUAUUGUCACCCCCGGCUCCCGACUUGCACAUACAAUCAAUGCGCAACGCGGCAGUGGAAAGCUUGCAGAAACGCAAAAAGCGACAGGGACUGGCCAACCGAAUCCGGCACUUGUCGGCCGCCAAUAUUCGGGGAGAAUCCUUAGGCACGGUGGACAGAAGCACGAGCUCGGCCAGCUCCGUCGGAUCGUCCAACGUGUCCGUCACUAGUCACAGUCGGUCCACGCAAUCGGCCACGGCUACGCAUGAUUCGGCAAAGCCGGAUCGGAUGCCGGUAAGCAGCAUGGGCCCGGCAUCUGCAUCGACCCAUUCCGUACCAAUGUUUGCCGAUGAUCAACUGUUAAUGACACUAGAAAGUCGUCUGUGGGCCGAAGGAUUGCGGCCCGAAGAUCUAGAGCCGGACCCAAUUGCCGCGACGACCGACGUCCGCAGACCAUCCAGCACGUACGAACCGGCGAAUCGCAACUCGUCCGUGCUGUCGAACCUGUCCGAAGGCAUGGUGGAAAUGUUAAUGGCGUCAUUGAACGAGGGCGGAAGUUACGAGUCGGACGAAUCAGAUCUAUCCGAUCAACGUAGCUCCACUGCUUACAAUCCUGGACCAGGUCAAGCGUCACAGCGACCCUCCUCUACUUUUCGCUCAGUGGAUUGGGAACCGAGGCUUCCGCAAACCUCGUCUAUUGAAAACGGUGCCCAUAACGCUGGACAAGCAUCACAACGGCCUCCGUUUGUCGACAGCAAUGAGUCAGGAAUUGCCCCACUGCGGCCUUCGUUUGUUGUCAGUGGUGGUGACGAUGGAGGUCUUCUGCCAUUGGGAAAUCCUGGCGAAGACGACAAUCGAUUCAGCGGGGAUGGGAUCGAGUCGAUACUGUCCUCGCUCGAGGUGACGUCGACACCGGGGCGCCGUAGAAGCAGCAUUCUGGAAGUACAUCAAGAGGUGGACGACGAAGAUGACGGCGAAUACGAGUAGACCUGUGGUACGGUUGAGACGGUCGGCAGGUUUAGUCGAACAUGGUCUUGGUAGGGCAUCUUCAAAAGCAUGGUUGAAUUGAGCCAUACUGUUUAUUCAGGAUAUAUGAUUGUGCUCACCCUUGGUCGGUAAACAAACUCAGUUAGCCGCACAUGUUUACAUAACGUGAUGC
This is a messenger RNA of Phaeodactylum tricornutum CCAP 1055/1, 2453 nucleotides long. RefSeq lists its product with no specific name. The record is from RefSeq and is a predicted model, not a curated record. The transcript is spliced from 3 exons. Bases 77 to 2281 code for a protein of 734 amino acids. NCBI's taxonomy places the organism in Eukaryota, Bacillariophyta, Bacillariophyceae, Surirellales, Neidiaceae.